Messenger RNA from Knipowitschia caucasica, 4281 nucleotides. Lineage: Eukaryota; Metazoa; Chordata; Actinopteri; Gobiiformes; Gobiidae. The record is from the annotation of a GenBank genome assembly.
AUGCAAUGGCUAGCGACUCUGGUGAACGUGUCCAGAAGAUGGCAGUAUAACCGUUACUGCGUACACGAGGAAGCUCUGUGGCACAUUUUGAAACACCCUGCGUGCUCUCCUCCACCACUGACCCCCAUUUGUGGCUCGCGGACAUUUAAUAGAUGUACGCUCAAUGAACCAUCUCCACAGCUCUCUUCACAGCUGCAUAUGUAUGGCGUUUGUGAAGCUUGGAGGGGAGUUUUGCCAGGCACAGCACCAACUGCUCAUUGUGGACAAGUGAACAGGAGAGUGAGAAGCCACUACUGCCACUGUCGAGAGGUCUUUAGAGACGUCCUAUUGGGCCCUUAUGAGGAAGAUUCACUUGUCACUCCAGUAGAGAUCACUUAUGAUUGCCUGAGGUUUCUGAUCACACACAACCCCACCAACCAACAACUGGGGAAGUUCAUUGAAGAUCUUAAAAGCUUUGGUGUGAACACUCUAGUCAGAGUCUGUGCAGCGACCUAUGAUAAAGCACCAGUGGAACAGGAAGGCAUACAAGUCCUUGAUUGGCCUUUUGAGGAUGGCUCUGCUCCUCCAGAGCAGGUGGUGGACGACUGGCUCCAUUUGCUGCAGACCAAGUUUCGAGAGGAGCCUGGCUCUUGUGUAGCGGUGCACUGCGUGGCAGGACUCGGGCGUGCUCCGGUUCUGGUGGCUUUGGCCUUAAUCGAGUGUGGAAUGGAAUAUGAGGAUGCAGUGCAUUUCAUUAGACUGAAACGCCGUGGGGCAAUCAAUACCAAGCAGCUUCUAUACCUGGAAAACUACAAGCCCAAGCUGUGUCUGCGCUCAAAGGAUGCAAAUGGUCAGAGCUGCUGCAUUCACUGUUUGCGGAGGUUUGCGUUUCCUCUCUGUCCAUGGUUUGAACGCGCGGCCGGCACCAGAGGAAGGAAGAGGGAGAGGAAGAGGGAGGGCGCCAGGGAGAGGAAAGUGUGGAGUAGACUUUUUCCUCAAGCAUCUGGAUCUCGGUCUGGACUCCGACGGGGGGAAAGAAAGAAGGCGCUGGACUUAUGGAAAUUUACCUCAAAGUUGAAGUUAAUGGUGAAAGAAGCUGAACGAAAGGAGCCCAGAGCGAAGACUGAAGAGAAAGUGAAGUUACCGGAGCGCGCAAUGUUACCGGUGAUCCUGACAGUUUACCUCAAUGACACGCAGCAGAUGCUCACAGAGGUGCCCGUUACCCCGGCGACCAGGGUGGUGGACGUGGUGGAGUACUGUAAGGAGGCGGGAGAGGGCGAGUGCCAUCUGGCCGAAGUCUGGAGCGGCCACGAGCGAGUUCUUCCCCAGGAGCUGUUAUUGCUGGACCUCCUGCAGCAGUGGGGAUCCAGGCGGCCUGAGGUCAGCUUCUACCUGCGCCACUGCCCCUCCUGGCCACAAGGGAGUCCGCAGGCUCCGGACCAGAGCUGGACCACUGAAGCCGCAGACAGCACUGAUGACAAGGUUCCUCGUGUGGAGCUGACUCUCUCCGAGCUCCAGGAAAUGGCCACGAGGCAACAGCAGCAGAUCGAGGCUCAGCAGCAGAUGUUGGUCGCCAAGGAGCAGAGGCUGAGGUACGUGCAGCAGGGCGGCUGCGGCAGCCAGGCCCAGUCUCAGUCCGAAGCGGAGAAACUGCAGCGAUUAAAGGAGCGCGUGGAAACACAGGAGGCCAAACUCAAGAAGAUCCGAGCCAUGAGGGGCCAAGUGGACUACAGCAAACUGAUCAAUGGAAACCUGUCGGCAGAGAUCGAGCACGUAAGCAAUCUCUUUCAAGAAAAACAGGCCGAGCUGCAGACGGCCGUCAUCCGGGUCGACCAGCUGACGCAGCAGCUGGACGAUCUGAGGAGAGGUCGUCUGCAGCUGCAUUCGUUAGGGCCUCAGCAGGGAGCACCCACUGGGCCCCAGGGCACUCACAUCAGCGGACAGAAAGGGUCACCUCUGUCCGGGCCGGCGGCCAUCGAGCUGAGGAAACUAUAUCACGAAUUACAGGCCCGAAACCGUCAUAACCUGGAGCAGAGCAGUAAACUGGCCCAAAACAAGGAUCUGCUGAACAAGAGGAACACUCAGGUGACCAUGAUGGACCAGCGCAUCGGAGAUCUGCGAGAGCGGCUGCACAAGAAGAAGGCCGAGUUAACCCGUCUGAAUGGAGGAGGGGCCACGACUCCGGCGAUGUCUUCCCACUCGGGGGGCAAUGUUUCGGGACGUGUGGCAGCGGUGUGUCCUUACAUCCAGGUCCCAUCUGAGAACAGGCAAACCCCUCUGCCUCCGGACCCCCCCACCAAGCCCACCCCUCUCAGUCAUACCCGCUCUCUAUCAGAGGAGGACAGGAGCGCGGUUAAGAAGCCUCCCAGCCAAUGGAAAGUGUCCGAUUUAGACCUGGUCAUCAGUGCGUCCCAGGAGAAGUGGGAGGCUGAUGGUGACAACACCAACGAAGCAUCCUGGCCGAGCAUGAGCAAGAGUUCCUCCGACUGGAGAAACAAAAGUCCUGAGCAGCCGAUUUCCUCCGGCUACGGUACAUACCCCAGUGCCACUCACCAGCUGGCCCACCACACCACCACCAGCUCCCUGCCCCGCUCCGCCCCGGGCACUCUGGGCUGGCCUCGCUCCGGCUCCAACGCCUCAUCCUCCUCCUCACAGCAAAUCCAUCAGCGCAUUUCUGUCCCGCCAAAUCAAGGUUCACUAUCUCCUCAAACAGAGCGGUCGGACCACCCUCCCGCGGUGGCAGUGCGGCCGUACGUCCCGGAGCACUCGUCCAGGCCACAGUCGCCUCGUAAGGGUCCCGCGACUAUGAACAGCAGCUCCAUCUACAGCAUGUAUCUGCACCAGCCCCAGGCCAAGAACUACGGCUCUCUGAGUAACAGAGCUGUCAAAGCAGUGUACGGAAAACCAAUCCUCCCGAACUCCUCCGCCUCCCCGUCCCCGGUCCCCUUCCUCCACGGCGGACUCAAAGCUGAAGACGUCCCGGACAAAGAUGGAGUCCGAGCGGAGGGCAGUGAUGCGGCGGCUCCUCCCAGCGUGGACAGCAUCCCCCGCCCCCUCAGCCCCACUAAACUCACUCCAGUGGCCCAUUCCCAGCUCAGGUAUCAGAGCGAUGCAGACUUGGAGGUUCUCCGCCGUCGUCUUAGCAACGCUCCUCGGCCCCUGAAGAAACGUAGCUCAAUUACGGAACCAGAGGGGCCACAGGGGCCGAACAUCCAGAAACUAUUAUACCAAAGGUUUAACACUCUGGCUGGAGGCAUCGAAGGAGUCUCAGCCAACACUUUUUACCAACCCGAAUGCUUACUGGGCGACAUGGAAAGCCUUCAGCUCUCCAACGGCGGUCUUGAGUCGAGCGAUAAGCAAACGCCCGCUCCUGCCCCAGACGUGGACAGGAAGAGCGCGGACCCUCACCUGCGCCUCUCCCCUUCAUCUGCCGUGAAAGAAGCCCCGAAAGACACGGAAAAAGCCAAUCACGUGCCCCCAUCCAAACCACCGGGCUCCUCCCCCACGCCGGACAGAGCAGAGGACCCCAAUAAUAACAAGAAGAGUAUUAGCCCCGCCCGCCAUUCUGUAGGCCACCCUUCACCGUCACCUUCACCUCCGGCUGCACCAGCACAGCCAAAGGUGAAGAGAACCAACCUGAAGAAGCCGUCGUCGGAGCGCACGGGCCACGGCCUCAGAGUGAAGUUCAACCCUCUGGCGCUGCUGCUGGACGCGUCUCUGGAAGGAGAGUUUGACCUGGUGCAAAGAAUCAUUUAUGAGGUGGAGAACCCCAGCAUGCCGAACGAUGAGGGCAUCACCCCCCUGCACAACGCGGUCUGCGCCGGUCACCACCACAUUGUCAAGUUCCUGCUCGACUUUGGUGUGAACGUGAACGCGGCGGACAGUGACGGCUGGACGCCUCUGCACUGCGCGGCUUCGUGCAACAGCGUGCACCUGUGCAAGAUGCUGGUGGAAUCCGGGGCGGCUAUUUUCGCCACAACUAUUAGUGACGUGGAGACGGCCGCAGACAAGUGUGAAGAGAUGGAGGAGGGAUACACGCAAUGUUCACAGUUUUUAUACGGCGUGCAGGAGAAGCUGGGUGUGAUGAACAAAGGCCUGGUGUACGGCCUGUGGGACUACACGGCGCAGCAGUCUGACGAGCUGUCCUUCUGCGAGGGGGACGCCAUCUCCGUGCUGCGGCGCCGCGACGACACAGAGACCGAGUGGUGGUGGGCGCGGCUCAACGACCGCGAGGGAUACGUGCCCCGCAACCUGCUGGGGCUGUAUCCCAGGAUCAAACCCAGACAGCGCUCACUGGCGUAG